AUGGCACCAACACAACUAGAUAUAAAGUGCAAGGCACUGGAAAGAUUAGUCAAAGAGGAGUCUUACUAUCAACAGGAGCUCAAAGAGCAACAGCAGCAUGUGGAUACCCUAAAGAAAGACACAAAAGUUGAUCCUUACGAUUUAAAGAAACAAGUUGAGGUUUUGGAAGAUACCGAAAGAUUGUUGCCUACUCUAUAUGCUAAGAUAAGAGAAUUCAAAGAGAACCUUCAACAAUAUAUAGAUUCUUAUGAAGGAGAGGAAGACCUACAUGAGGCUAAAAUUGCUAUUACCAACGCUGAUGAGCUAUUGGCCUCCCAUACCAAUUAA
Molecule: messenger RNA, 327 nt
Organism: Naumovozyma castellii
Lineage: Eukaryota; Fungi; Ascomycota; Saccharomycetes; Saccharomycetales; Saccharomycetaceae
Gene: RBL2
Product: Rbl2p
Exons: 1
Coding region: 1-327 (108 amino acids)
Source: RefSeq, a predicted model, not a curated record